Juglans regia (Persian walnut) is the source of this 1466-nucleotide messenger RNA. RefSeq names its product UDP-glycosyltransferase 76B1-like. NCBI's taxonomy places the organism in Eukaryota, Viridiplantae, Streptophyta, Magnoliopsida, Fagales, Juglandaceae. The record is from RefSeq and is a predicted model, not a curated record. The coding region runs from base 9 to 1391 and encodes 460 amino acids. Gene Ontology annotation, molecular function: UDP-glycosyltransferase activity. The transcript is spliced from 2 exons.
GAAGCUGCAUGGAGAACGUCGGAGGAAAGUGCAACGGGGCCAUGCAACAAAGGGCGGGCCGCCGGGUGGUUCUUUUCCCGGUGCCUUUGCAGGGCCACAUAAGCCCCAUGCUUCAGCUUGCAAACAUCCUCUACUCCAGAGGUUUUUCCAUCACCAUAAUACACACCUGCUUCAAUUCUCCCAACUAUUCCAAGCACACCAACUUCACCUUCCAUUCAAUUCCCGACGGCUUAUUGGAAAGCGAAGCAUCCACGGCAGAUAUCACCGCGGUCCUCACGCUCCUUAAUGCCAACUGUGUCACGCCUUUUCGUGAUUGCUUGGCUAAGUUGUUGUCCGAUUCUUCUGAGGAACCCGUUGCUUGCGUGAUUACCGAUGCCAUUUGGCACUUUACGCAAGCAGUCGCCGACAGCUUCAAGCUCCCAAGGAUCGUGCUACGGACUAGUAAUGUCUCUUCAUUUCUUGCUUUCGGCAGCCUCCUACUUAUGCAGGAAAAGGGUUACCUCCCCAUUCAAGAGUCGCGACUAGAAGCGCCGUGGACAGAUCGUCCACCACUUAAAUUCAAAGACAUUCCGGCGAUUAACACGCGCAAUCCAGAGGACUUUUAUCGAGUAUUAUCUGGCAUGUUGAAAGAAACUAAGGUCUCCUCGGGACUAAUUUGGAACUCACUUGAAGACCUUGAACAAUCCGAGCUGAUCUCAUUCGGCCAGGAUUUUCCCAUUCCGGUGUUUCCCAUUGGCCCAUUACACAAGUACUUUCCAGCCUCGUCAAGUAGCCUGGUAACACAAGACCAAAGUUGCCUUUCCUGGCUAAACACGCAAGCACCCAGAUCCGUACUCUAUGCGAGCUUUGGGAGUCUUGCGGCCUUUGAUGGAUCCCAAUUUGCGGAGAUAGCUUGGGGGCUAGCCAACAGCAAGCAGCCCUUCCUGUGGGUGGUUCGACCGGGGUUAGUCCGUGGCUCAGAGUGGCUCGAAGCAUUGCCCUCUGGGUUCCUAGAGGCGAUCAAUGGGAGGGGACACAUUGUGAAAUGGGCUCCACAACAGGAAGUGCUGUCUCAUCCUGCCACGGGAGGAUUUUGUAGUCACAAUGGAUGGAAUUCGACAUUGGAGAGUAUAUGUGAAGGGGUUCCCAUGAUUUGUUUGCCUAAUUUUGGUGACCAACUGGUAAAUGCCAGAUACGUGAGCCAUGUUUGGAAAAUUGGGAUCCAUUUAGAGAAUAGGCUAGAGAGAGGAGAGAUAGAGAAGGCAAUUAGAAGGCUCCUGCUGGGGACUGAAGGCAAGGAGAUGAGAGACCGGAUUAUGAAUAUGAAGGAAAAAGUUUAUCUUUCUCUAAGGCAUGGGGGUUCUUCAUAUCAAGCCCUAGACAGCUUGAUCAGUCACAUUUCUUUGUUCUAGUUACAUGGGUUUUGGUAUUUUAUGAUUAUUUGUAUCCCUUAGGUAUCUGAUUGUAAUCACUGUUUUACUUCACUA